AUGCAACAUCUAUCUAUCUAUCUAUCUAUUUAUCUAUCUAUCUAUCUCAUUCUGUUCAUAUCUACAGUCUAUUAUUUUUGUGUUCAUAUUAUUCAUUCAUCUAUCCAUUCAUCUAUCUAUCUAUCUAUCUAUCCAUCUAUUCAUCUAUCUAUCUCAGUCUCCAUUAUCUAUCUAUUCAUUAUCUAUCUAUCUAUCUAUUCAUUCAUCUAUCUAUCUAUCUAUCUCAGUCUCUUCAUUAUCUAUCUAUCUAUGUAUCUAUCUAUCUAUCACAUUUGUGUCUGUCUAUUUGAUUGUAUUCAUACAUAUCUAUCGAUCUAUCUAUCUGAUCAUGUUCGUAUCUAUCGAUCUAUCUAUCUGAUCCUAAUAAAUCUUACUAUCUAUCUGUAUAUCUAUCUGUAUAUCUUUCUGUGUAUCAAAUUACCUGUCUCUGUUUUUCUCUCUGUAUUUAUAUCCGAUUUGCGUAUCUAUUUAUCUGUCUGUAUGAAUAUUUGUCUGCCUCCCUGUCUAUUUGCUUGUGUGUCCGUCUAUAUCUAUCUAUCUAUCUAUCUAUCUAUCUAUCUAUCUAUCUGCCUACGUACAUCCAUGUCUAACUUUGUUAAUAUUUCUUUCUUUCUUUCUUUCUUUCUUUCUUUCUUUCUUUCUAUGACUGUUCUUUUCUUUAUUUCUUUCUAUCUAUCUAUCUAUCUAUCUAUAUCUAUCUAUCUAUCUAUCAUUCAUCUAUCUAUCUGUAUGUUCAAACUUUGUUAUUUUUUUCUUUUUUUUUUUUUCUUUUUUUCUUUCUUCUUCUAUGACUGUUCUUUCUUUAUUUCUUUCUCAUCUAUUAUCUAUCUAUCUAUCUAUCUAUUCAUCUAUCUAUCCAUCUAUCUAUUAUGUUUAUCACUAUCUUUUUAUCCUUGUUUACUCCCUCAUCUAUCUAUCUAUCUAUCAUCUAUCUAUCCAUCUAUCUAUCUAUGUUUACUCACUAUCUUUCUAUCCUUGUUUACUCCCCAUCUCAUUAUCUAUCUAUCUAUCUAUCUAUCUAUCUAUCUAUCUAUCUAUCUAUCUAUCCUUGUUUACUCACUAUCUAUCUAUCUAUCUAUCCUUGUUUACUCACUAUCUAUCUAUCUAUCUAUCUAUCUAUCUAUCUAUCUAUCUAUCUCUGUCCCUUCUAUUUGCCUAUCUACAUCUAUGUCUGCCUUUUUCCAGAGACCAGACGUUGGUGUUAUUCAAGGGCUGGAAAACCUUACGGAAUCUCAGGUUAACGAUUUCCUUUCCGGACGGGCACCCCUAUUAUUGGUCAUGAAACUCGGUGAUCACAUGAUGUUUGUACAGCUUCAGCUCUCCACGGCAUCCUGUAGUCAGGGUACCCAAACAAACCGUUCCCAGUGCACAGUCGAUGCCAAGGAGAAGGCCGCUCCAACCGGUCCAGUGUUUAAUUCAGCAGCCCUCGCUGAACUCGGCCACAACCUCUCACAGAAACUAAGGGAAUUUUCGCAGUUAUCUACGCACCAAAAGGUGUCUGAGCAUUGUCCUACUGGUAACCCCAACGCGAGCGCCGCUGGCCCGGCGAAUAGCACACCAGCUUAUUCCGUCUCAAAAACCGCCACUGCUAACGGCUCCGUCACACACACGCAACCAUCAAUUCCUGCAAACAGCAACAACAACAACAACAACAACAACAACAGUAACUGUAACAACAACAACAACAACAACAACAAUCAUUGCCAUAGCCCCAAUAACACGAGUAUGACUUCCGGUAGUUCCUGCAAUCCCAGUAUUCCUUGCAACACAACUUCUGCUCCAACUCCUGCUUCUCGAACCUGCCCUACCACUGGAGAACCCAUCCCAGGAGCCAUCAUUGAAAGUAUGCAUCACGUUGGCCAAGGUGUAUAUUCAGGAACAUUUUCUGGAACUUUGGACCCAUCUUUGCAAGACAUGGAUGGCAAACCGAAACGAAAUAUCGGCACCAUUAUUCACAUUUUGAAUGAUCUUCUAGGCGCCACUCCACAGUACAGGGCACAGAAUGUACCUCACACGCCGGAAAAGCCACUGGUGGACAGCUGCAGCCAUAAGAAUGGUGAACAGACACAGUUACCUGUUGGCUUGAGCGAGGAAGAUAACGCUCUACGAGGCAAGGUCAAAGAUCUCCAGAUGAAAAUGGAGGAGAAAAGAAUGCGACGUCAAGCCAGAAGGGAAGCCAAGGCACCAUACCAGUGUCCGGGACCUCGUCUACACACUACCCCCGAUUCCACAACGACGAUCACAACCUUUGCGUCAAACGCCAACACUGAUCAUAUUAGUAACCUGGGUACAUGUAGUAUGGACAGCGAGUUGUCUGUAUUUGGACCGCAACACCCCGAAUGCACUCUCACAGAAAUGGAAAUCGGUAGCGACUCAGUACCAGACGGAGACGGCAAGAACAGGGAGAUUGAGAUGACGGCAAUGCCGACUCCAGCCACGACGACAGCGACAAAUUCUUCAACCGCUGCGUCGACUAAGGCGACCGAACCUUCGGCUUAUGCGAACACGGGUCUGGAACAAGAGCUAAUACACACACACAGACACAGAGACACAAAUAUCUAUCUAUCUAUCUAUCUAUCUAUCUAUCUAUAUUGA
Messenger RNA from Acanthosepion pharaonis, 2595 nucleotides. The record is from the annotation of a GenBank genome assembly. NCBI's taxonomy places the organism in Eukaryota, Metazoa, Mollusca, Cephalopoda, Sepiida, Sepiidae.